AUGCGCCUCUUCCUCCCAGCCUACUUCCUCACCCUCGGGCUAGCCACCGCCCAGCUCCUCGAGCGAUAUGGCUCGCUCCCAAUUGCCCCGAACGGCCUGAUGCCGCGCUUCUUCCUCGACAAGUCACAUCCGCUUGCAAAACGCGCCGGCGUCGAUUGCGGCGACAACCACCACAGCUGCCUCGAUAUAGGAUUCGGCGACGAGUGCUGCGAGGACGACAGCUACUGCUAUGUCAACACCGAGGGCAAUGCCAGGUGCUGCCCCAUCGGAUCCAACUGCACCGGCGACUCCGACUGCAAGUCGACGGCCUUCUUCUGCACCCGCACCGUCACCGCCAGCGGCACCCCGUUGGCGCAAGAGGGAUGUUGCAACCGCAAGUGCCCCGGGACCAGCCUCUAUCUGUGCCCGAGCAGCCUCGGCGGAAACUGCUGCUCCUACGGGGCCGAGUGUCGCGAAGGCGGCCGAUGCGUCUCGACCAAGUCGGCAACCAAGUCGUCGGCCCUGCUCACGCCCAUCGACGAGGGUUGCACCACGUCCCAGCACAAGUGCGCCGAUGGCAGCGGGUGUUGCAAUGACGGGCAGCAGUGCACUGAAGUCAGCAACACCGGCUACUGCGUCUCCGGGAUCCCGUCCGAGUCCAUCUCCGUCAUCCCCGAUCCCGGCGCCGACAGCGGCCUGUCCACCGGCGCCAAAGCGGGCAUCGGCGUCGGCGCUGUUGUCGGCACCAGCAUCAUCGUCGGUGCCCUGACUUGGCUCUGCAUCUCGAAGCGCCGCCAUCGCCAGCGCACCCUGAGCCGCCAUUCGGCCGGAAUCGAGGGCUCCGGCGACGGUCAGGAGAGUGUCCCGAUAGACGCCAUGACGGACAUUUCGGGCACCGAUAACAGCCGGGUCCGUCAAGGUCUGACCCAGGACUACUUCGGGCCGGCCGCCGUCAACGGCCCAUUUACGGAGACGGUCACUUCGGCGGGGACGUCGCCUGGUAAUGCCCGCGCAGUGCCCACGAGGCCUCAGAACCCUGGGGAUAUCACAGCGCCAGUGGAGAUCGACUCGACGGCCAAGGAUCCUGCUCCUGAGAAUGGGUACCUGUCACCCAUGACGAACUCCAGCGUCGCCCCGACGCCGCAAUCCGAGAUUGUCCAAGGUCGCUACGAGCUAUAUGGCUCCGACAGGAUCCAUUCGGAGCGUCCGUUAUCCAUCGUCCCAACACCUCAGGAGAGUCCCGUGAUUGAACCAGCUCGACGCGCGGAGCAAUGA
This is a messenger RNA of Ilyonectria robusta, 1254 nucleotides long. RefSeq lists its product as uncharacterized. Lineage: Eukaryota; Fungi; Ascomycota; Sordariomycetes; Hypocreales; Nectriaceae. The transcript is spliced from 2 exons. Bases 1 to 1254 code for a protein of 417 amino acids. The record is from RefSeq and is a predicted model, not a curated record.